AUGUAUGCUGAAUUGGGCUUGGUUCAUCUUUUCCGAAAACAAUUUGACGGGAUGGAAAGCAAAGACUUGCCCACUUGGAAUGCCUUGAUUGCAGGCAAUGAUAUCGGAUACACACAGAAUGGCAAGUAUAGAGAUGCAUUGGGAAUGUACCUCGAGAUGGAGAAAGAUCCAGGGCGAUGCACAUCUUUGAUGAGAUUGGUCGGAACAGAAAUUUAUGUUCUUGGAAUACCAUGCUCGUGGGACUGGCUGUCCAUGCAUGCUGCUCGCAUGGUGGCAUGGUCCGCCAAGUGCAGAGAGAUCUUCAAAUCCAUGGAGGAGUUUCCCAAUCACUCCAAAACUGGAACAUUGUGGAUGCAAAAUGACCAGGAAAACUGCAAGAAGCGUGACCUUAGUUUGAGUAUGCCCAUGAGGCCUGAUUCUCUUAUUUGGGUAGAAGUGCUGUGGCUCGUAGCUUCCGUGGCAAUGUGGAGCUCGGCGAAAAGGCGGCAAAGGCAUUUUUAA
Molecule: messenger RNA, 501 nt
Organism: Oldenlandia corymbosa var. corymbosa
Lineage: Eukaryota; Viridiplantae; Streptophyta; Magnoliopsida; Gentianales; Rubiaceae
Source: the annotation of a GenBank genome assembly